Molecule: messenger RNA, 1311 nt
Organism: Chelmon rostratus (copperband butterflyfish)
Lineage: Eukaryota; Metazoa; Chordata; Actinopteri; Chaetodontiformes; Chaetodontidae
Product: doublecortin domain-containing protein 2
Exons: 12
Coding region: 1-1215 (404 amino acids)
Biological process (GO): intracellular signal transduction
Cellular component (GO): microtubule; microtubule organizing center
Source: RefSeq, a predicted model, not a curated record
AUGCCGGGCGCAGCGGGGAGAGGCGAUCCGCCCCCGACGAAAACGAUAGUUGUCCACAGGAACGGAGACGCUUUCUUUCCCGGAAGGAAAGUAGUUGUGAAUCCGCGGCAAGUGGCAACUUUUGAUAACUUUUUGGCCUCUUUGACUAGAGGGAUUGAGGCUCCGUUUGGCGCCGUGAGGAGGCUGUACACUCACAGAGAGGGCCACAGAGUGCAGCGUUUGGACGACUUGAAGCAUGGAGGUGUAUAUGUUGCAGCCGGAAAUGAGAAGUUCAAAAGGCUGGACUAUUGUGAGAUAACAACCAAGAAGCCACAGAGCAAGAAAAAAGAACCGAUCCGACCUGUUGUUCACAGCAGAAUUGUAGCUUCUGCUCGCUGGAGGAGAAUUUCUGAUGGGUCUUGCACAAUAAAUGUCUUUACCAAUGGAGAGGUCCUGGUUCCUCCAGCUAUAAUACGGAUCCCAAAGUAUACUCUUACAAGCUGGGAAAAUGUUUUAACCAUGGUGACAGAGAAAGUGCGUCUUCGUACUGGUGCAGUGUACAGGCUUUUCACAUUAGAUGGACGUCCUGUCUGCGGUGUCGCUGAACUGGAGAACAACCAACACUAUGUCGCAGUUGGUGCAGAAAGGUUUAAAGCUCUCCCGUAUGAGCGGUGCGUCCCCUGCAGGGACUUAGUCAGGGAAAACAACAUUUUGGAAGGGUAUGACCCAUGGGUUUUUUGCCAUGACACCCUGCCUGCUAUUAGAAAGACAAGGCGCGCAAACGAUGUGUUUGCUCGUACCAGCUUUGGAGAGGACCUUGAGCACACAGCCAGGGGCCAGAUGAAAAAACACGCAGCCGAGCUGGAGAGAACCAAACAACAGAGGCAGGUGUCCAGAAACCCAGUUCUCUUCUCGACGGGGGAGGGCAGCGUGUUCAAUGCACAAAACAAAAGAAGUGAGAUGGCAGGAGCAGCGGAGGUGCAGGAGGACCGCCAGCUGAAGGUGGACCUGCCAAUUGAUCAGGUUGAGGCCAAGAUAGUUGACGAGGAGUAUGAGGAUGGGAGUUGUUGUGCGAGUCCCUGCAAGGCCUCCCUCCAUGAUUCAGACGGCUUGUGUCUGCAGAGGUCUUUGUCUGCAGGUUCCAGGAAGGAUGAGGCUAAAGAGAGGGAGGUGUCUUCCAGGCUUCGCAGAAUGCGGUCACGGAUGUCCCGGUUUUUCAAGGAAUCAGUUAAUUAACAAUCACUGCUUUGACCUGCAAGACAUCCAUUCACAAGGGUGAAAAAUAAUAAGUUCCAAAGACCGCGUGUGGAAAAUCAGCCGUUGUGAUGUGAG